AUGUAUUCGUUGCGUCAACAACAAAUAAAACAAUUAAUCUACCUUUUUUGCAUUUUCAUCGCUCCAACGCUAUGUAUUUCUACGAAAGAAAUUCUUCAAACUAUUCGGUGUAAUGUUCUACAUCAAAACUGUACAUUUCCGCCGAGUAAUUCUUCAUCAGAUUCGAUUUCAUCUAUUGUUUCUGUUCGAAUUUCCACAUCACAAACAACUCGUCAAAGUCCAAUUGCACUAACAACCCCCCAACGGCCAACGAUACGAACAAAUCGUCAAAGUCUCACCUCAAGAUUAACUUUACCAACAACUAGACUAUCGUCAACAACAACAAAACAAAAUCGAACAUCAAGUUUCGAUGCAUUUAGUGACAAUUUAAAACGUGCUGCUUUAAUAUUAGCUGGCAUUGCCAUAGGGCUUGGUAUUCUUCGGAUUUGUCUAAUGUUAUGUAAAUCACGUUCUCCGAGUAAUUCAUCAUCGAAUCGUCAUACAGCUACUGUUCGACCACAAGUAGCCACUAUAGAGCAUCAUCAAUUUAAACCAGAUUUACCACCAGCGUACGCCGAAGCAAUACGUGGUAGAGACAAUGAGGGCGGUAAAUUACCAUCAUAUGAAGAAUUAUCAUAUGAACAACGACAAGAACCACAAAUCAAUAAUAAUAUUGAAUUUAUUUCAACACAAGUGUAA
This is a messenger RNA of Rotaria socialis, 678 nucleotides long. Lineage: Eukaryota; Metazoa; Rotifera; Eurotatoria; Philodinida; Philodinidae. The record is from the annotation of a GenBank genome assembly.